Messenger RNA from [Torrubiella] hemipterigena, 4693 nucleotides. The record is from the annotation of a GenBank genome assembly. NCBI's taxonomy places the organism in Eukaryota, Fungi, Ascomycota, Sordariomycetes, Hypocreales, Clavicipitaceae.
AAUGUGUCAAUGAUGUUCAAAUAUCGUCACAUUGAUUUAGCCAAUAAACACGUACCUCUAUAGAAUGCAUAAUGAAAGGUCCUCAGAUGGUAUACCGGAGCAAAAAAAAAAUAUCUUUUUAAAACAAAAUGAGAUGCAAAAAAAGAAAAUGAAAAGCGACGUGAAAUAUUCAAAUUCGUACAGGGUUGAGAAUGUGAGCUUAGGCGCGUCGGGAAGUAAACAAAAAUUCCCCACGCAGUCUAGUAGUCGGCCUUCGAUUAGGUAAUCUGAUGUGGCCACCUCACACACAUCUGGCACACCAAGCUUCAGGGACAGAUCCAACACGCAUUCAAUCGCCCAUCGGAACAGCAGUAAACGACAAAAUGCGUCUGUUUUCUUCGAUUUUUUCUGCAUGCAUGCUCCUUGGAGCUGCAUUGGCCAAAACCAAGCAAGCAUCUGCCGAGCGCUUCGAUGAAUUCCACGCCCUAGCGCGGACUGGCUCGCCGUUGAAGCUCACCGAGAAGAGCUUCAAAGCAUUGACAGCUACUCCUCGCGAUUACAGCGUUGCAGUCCUCUUGACGGCUAUGGAAUCGCGCGUUGGUUGCCAAUUGUGCAAAGACUUCCAGCCCGAAUGGGAUUUGCUAGGCAAGAGUUGGACUCAGGGUGACCGCAAGGGCGAUUCUAGACUCUUGCUUGGUACAUUGGACUUCGCUGAUGGUAGAGAGGUCUUCGUCUCACUCGGUCUUCAAUCGGUUCCUGUCCUGGUCCUCUAUCCUCCUACUGACGGACCACAUGCCGUUGCUUCCAAGGAGCCCGUGAGAUACGACUUUGCCAGCGGGCCCCCUGUUGCAGAGCAAGUCCAAGCGUGGCUAUCUGCGCAGCUACCCGACCGACCUCACCCCGCAGUUCAGCGUCCAAUCGACUGGAUGAAAUGGUUGGCGAAGAUCGCGAUCGGUACCGGUUCUGUCAUCUUUGCUGCUGUUGCGUGGCCCUAUAUGCUCCCUGUCCUCCAAAGCCGAAACAUCUGGGCCUCUGUCAGCCUCAUUUCUAUUCUACUCUUCACCAGCGGGCACAUGUUUAAUCAUAUCCGUAACGUUCCUUACGUUGCUGGAGAUGGACAUGGUGGUAUCUCAUACUUUGCUGGCGGGUUUCAAACCCAGUAUGGCCUUGAAACACAAAUUGUUGCUGCUUUGUACGGUUUCAUGACCUUCUGCGCUAUCUGCCUCGCCACAAAGGUGCCGAGAAUGACUGAUGCCAAAGCACAGGGUGCCGCAGUGCUGAUUUGGAGCGUCGUCUUGUUCCUAUUUUACAGCUUCCUCCUCAGCGUAUUCAGAAUCAAGAACAGCGGAUACCCAUUCUCUCUACCUCCGUUCUUAUAAAUGGCCAUCGAGGCUAAGGAAUCAUGCACGAGCGUGUCGUGUCUGAAGCUGCAGAACGAUCGAUCGCAUGCGUGCACACCGACCUGCCGCCCCAAAAAAAAAAGAACGGCAGGUUCGGGCGGGGAGAUCUGUAGCCAAGAGACAAGCAAAAUCAACGAAGGAUUUGACUUGUCACAGCGGAUGGAUGUAUUAUAAAAUUUGUCACAUAGAUGAAAUAGAACUGCUCAACGAAGCUAGGCAUUUUGUUCACAUACAAUUUUACAGUCAAAGCGUUAGAAGGAUUCUUUUUAUUUUAUGAAGAGCGGCAUAACGCCUCGUACUUUUUCGAUACGUAGUUCCUCAUGACACGUCCACAUAAGCUCAUGCCCAACAUUUACUUGAAUAGAGACCAAACGAGGAAACCAGCCAGUUGACGCCCUCGGUGGCUAACCACCAACCACUAUGCUCCAACUUCACCAUAGGAAGUCAUUAGAGAACUUACGCCCUCGACAUGACACCCCAGGCUCGGAUGAUGUUGUCGGUGUAACCAGCGAAGAGAGUCUGGCCAUCAGCAGACCAGGCCAAGCUGACACACUCAGGCUCGCGGCUCUUCUUGCCGACGGAGGUGAACUCGGGCUUGAGCUCAUCAACCUUGCUCUUCUUCUCGAGAUCGAAGAUAAUGAUGCUGCUGGCAGUAGCAGCGCAGAGCCAGUAGCGGUUGGGGGAGAAGACAAGAGCGUGGAUCUCGUCGUUGGCGUUGAGAGAGUACAAGUGCUUGGACUCGUUGAGAUCCCAGAGCAUGGUAGUACCGUCCUUGCCACCAGAAGCGCAGAGAGAGCCGUCGGGGGAGAUCGUGACGGUGUUGAUGUAACCAGUGUGGCCAAUGUGGUCAGUCUGCAGCUUGCAGCUGGAGAGCUCCCAAACCUAUUUAAUCAUGUUAGCGAUGUGCACGCAUGAAUAUCGUGUGUCAUACACGACUGCGCAGUCUGUUCUCUUUGUUUUGCUCAGGGCAAUGGUGAAAUAAUUGUCUCAUGGCCCGAAGGCUCUGAAGUAGCAAAUACUUUAGGUUUUUUGCGUUGCAUCAUGCAGAAGAGAACAGACCGUACAUGCCCAUGUGGCGACUUCGUAUUGUAUAUAAACAUACCUUGACAAGCUUGUCCCAACCGCUGGAAACAAUGACGGGGUUCUGGGGGUUGGGGCUGAAGCGGACGCAAGAAACCCACUCGGUGUGACCCUUGUCAGUGAUGGUGUACUUGCAGUCACCGAGAGUGUUCCAGAGCUUGAUGGAGCGGUCGCGGGAGCCAGAGACGAUCUGACGGUUGUCGGCGGAGAAGGAGACGGAGAGGACAUCGUUGGUGUGGCCAACGAAGCGGCGAGUGGUAGUGCCGGUGGCAAGCUCCCAGAGGCGGAGGGUCUUGUCCCAAGAGGCAGACAAGGCGUAGGCACCAUCAGAGGAGAUAACCUAAAGAGGCGUUAGUUUCGCCGCUACUUCCAAUAUGCGUAUUUUAGUCGAGAAGUACUACAUACACAGUCGGAAACGAUGUGAGAGUGACCGUGGAGAGAUCGCUUGGGGUAACCGUACUGGGUCUCGUCGCGGGUCAAGUUCCAGAUGAUCAAAGUCUUGUCUCGGGAGGCAGAGAGAAGCAUGUUGGGGCUAUAGCAGUAUUAGUUUCCGCUGAUUUACACAGGUGUCCCGAGUAAAUUAUUUGUGUCGAGAACAUACUUCUCCAUGGAGGUAGCCAAGCUGGUGACCCAGCCAUUCUGCGAAGAGUUAGCAAUGAGGUUCCAUCAACAGCUCGCGACGGCUGCAAAUAUCGAAUCAAUAUCGACAGAGAAAAAACAUACGUGGCCUUCGAGGGUACCCUUAAGGAUCAAUUGUUCAGCCAUUGCAGCAGUCGUGACGUCGGGGCAGAUGGUUGGACGAUGCAGAUGUGAGAUGUACAAACUUCGAAGUCCGUCGUAACAGGGCCACUUGCACCAAACGCGCAGAAUCGGCUAAAAUUGGGAUUUUUUUUGUGUGGGUUCAAAAUUAGGGCCUCGAGUUGGUGACCAACUCCACCCAUGGCUGGCCAAGCAGCAGGCCCCCAAACUGGGCCUAGUGUCUUUUUUGAGCCAUGCUUAGUCAUUUUAACAACCAAUGCAGUGAUAAGCAGCAUAAAAUAUAGUCCAGCCAACAUGCAACGCGUAGUUGGUGUAAUCUUUGUGACGCUUCUGUAACUCGUCACUUUUUGGGAUUGUGAAUAAGGCUCGGGCGGUCGGUAUGGCGUGAUGUGUCUUUGCGGGCGAAAAUGCUGUCGCCAUUGACAAUCAUACUGUGGUCAGAUAUUUCGGAACCUUUGUUGCCAUUUUGGUUGACCCUAUCGCUGAUUGCGCCUUUCAUGGCUGCUUGCCAUAAUCUAAAUCUUUCUCUUCCUUGGUCAUCUCCUUCUGCCAGCAUCUUGACCUCUUUCUGCUUGCGCAUCUUGGAUGCUCGGACGAGUCGUCGUAAAGCCUCCUCUCCUUGUUGUGCAUUUUCGGCAGCUUCUUCUCGUAUCUUUUGCGUAUUUCUCUCACGUCCGUCGUCUUCUGAUGUAAACUUAUAGGUAUGCUGGCUUGGAAAAUCCGGGAACGAGGAUGGAAUAUAGUGCUUUGACGUUUUAUCCACGCGGCCACUCAGCUCCCUGCCAAGGAAAUGUAAUGGUGUACCUGUGAAUUGCGCAAGUGUUGCUUCUGAUUCACCGGGCCCUUCUCUGUAAUGUCUUUUGCUUGGGUUCGAUCUCGGGUCUAAGAGGUGAGGUGCCAGGGAGGAGACGGGGAGGUUGAAUCGCCGUAGAACAGUUUCGAAGUCUGAUGGAAUCGCAUAUUCUCGACGGGAUGUGUUUGCUAGGUCCUUUAUUUCUCGUAUCAUGGUUCCUAGGUCUUGGAUAAGUUAGUAGUUGUCAUCGUGCUCGCCACUGGCAUGCGCAACUCACAUGCUUCUACCAUGGCUGUGAAGCUGUCCAGAGCUUGUGGUGUCGAUGAACGGAAUCCAUCGUGGUAUAAAACCUCUAGUAUUGUUCUUUCUAGAUGUUUUCGUGCUAUUAUAUGCUCCGUUUCGAUGCUAGAAAGCGUUGCGUGAUCGUCCAUCGCGAGGUUUAGCGAUUUGUCGCGCUCGUCCGUUGUUGCAUAUUGUUGAGGUGGCAAGCUUGUGCCAGGCGCUUCAAUAUCCAUGACAAGGUCACCAUCGUUAUCGGUGCGUGUUCCUGCCAUCCCCAUGCGAUACCUGCUGAGUCUCGCCUACUCUGCUAGCUAACUGUCAGUAGUUGUGAUGAUGUAGCAAUCUCUCGCGCGAGGUCGGCUAUAGACCCACAUUUGUAUUCAGCGAGUUUGCAGAGCCA